GCCCUGUUUCUCGGUAAUUCCCCGUUUUGCUAUGAGCAGCACAUUUGUAAAUAUUGUGACAAAAAGUUUCCCUAAGUUAUGGCAAGUUGUGACAAUACCGCGCAUCUUGAUGGAUACUUGUCCUCUCUAAGAGCCCCAACAUUGGCCACACUUUCCAACAUGUUAAAUCCCACCAAGGUGCUACUUUCCGAUGAUGGUCAUUUCAGAGAUUGGAGAGGAGUAGCAGAACUGAUGGGAGUAGACAUGUUGAUUAUACAAAAUGUAGAGAGAACUAGCAAUCCAUUUGGUAGUUUGAUUAGCCAAGCUAAAAACCUUACAGCUAACAAACUUAUAGAGUAUCUUGAGAAAAUGGACCGAUAUGAUGUAAUUGAUGAUACGAUAACUGUGAUGGAAAAUGACCUUUACCUAGCCUCCAGACAAAACAUUUCAAAUAGAACAAAAGCAGAAUUUCCACAGCUAGUUACUAUAGGUGAUCAGGAAUGUUACAGUGAGAAUGGAAAUUUAGUACAAUAUGAUGCCUUUGUUUUGUAUGCACGAGAAGAUCAAGAGUUUGUUGACAGGGUGGUUGAAAAAAUGGAAGGGGAGUAUGGAAUGAAGUUAUGCCUUAAAGAAAGAGAUUUUAUAGCAGGAUUACCAUUUGAACAUCAAGCUGUGACGGAGUUGAUUUCAAAUCGUUGCCGGUUUGUCUUGCCUAUAUUCUCGCCAAAUUUUUUGAAUUCUGAAGAUAAUAAAUUUGUCGUUAAUUUCUCUGAGGCACUAGGAAUAGAGAGAGGAUGUAGGAAAAUCGUUCCAUGUCUUUACCAGCAAUGUGAUUUGCCGAAAUCUGUCCGUUAUUACACUCGUCUUGAUUUUACACGCCAAAAUCCCUACUGGGAUUUUUGGGAUAAGAUGAAAAAGUCACUUGCCGAUCCUUCGGCGCCUCCAAGCGAACGAAUGAGUAAACUUGAUGCCCUCACAACUGAGAGUAACCCAGAAAAGAAAGACUUGGCUCAAUCCUCUCCUAACGGAGACAUUUCUGAGAAAAGCAAAUACUCGUCUAAACUUGUUCCCCCUAUUUGCCCAAAGUCAAAUAUCAACGGUGAACUUAAGGAAAACAAAGUGCCUCAGGACGAAGCCGUUCCCCAGGAGCUACAGACCACCAGGGAAACCAAACAUUGGUUGAAAAAAAUCUGGAAGAAAUCCAAAAAGAAGUCUACAGAAAAACAGAAGGUGAAAGUCCUAGCAUUUUGAUGAAAUCAAGAUUUUUCCCCCCCGUGACAAUCGAACGUGUGUAAAUAGAAUGCCCGUAAAGCUAAUUGAACUGCACAGGUAUGUAUCAGUUAUUUCUAGGAAUAACGAGAAAGAGCAUAAUUUUUGAGAAUAUAAAUAAUAUCUUUCA
This is a messenger RNA of Daphnia magna, 1378 nucleotides long. RefSeq lists its product as uncharacterized. The transcript has 7 exons. Gene Ontology annotation, molecular function: Toll-like receptor binding; TIR domain binding. Bases 79 to 1230 code for a protein of 383 amino acids. Lineage: Eukaryota; Metazoa; Arthropoda; Branchiopoda; Diplostraca; Daphniidae. The record is from RefSeq and is a predicted model, not a curated record. Gene Ontology annotation, biological process: defense response to Gram-positive bacterium; positive regulation of canonical NF-kappaB signal transduction; Toll signaling pathway. Gene Ontology annotation, cellular component: plasma membrane.